Prorocentrum cordatum is the source of this 382-nucleotide messenger RNA. Lineage: Eukaryota; Dinophyceae; Prorocentrales; Prorocentraceae. The record is from the annotation of a GenBank genome assembly.
CCGCGGGCGCGGGGCGCGGCGGCGCGCCUUCCCGCUGCCGCGGUCGGCGGAGGUGGGCGCGGGCCGUUGGGGCCGCUUGCGCCUCUUCCUGGACACGGCGGAGGAUCGUCGGAGUGGGAGAACUACUUGCCCCUGGGCUUCUUCCAUGUCGAAGGAGACACCUAGCCUCGCCCUCCAGGCGAAGGGCGAGUCCGCCCCGCUCUUCUGCGGCUCGGUGGUGGUGAAGCUCCCCCUGACGCGGGACGGCAUGCGCGCCGCGGCUCAGCUGCGCCGGCGGCACACCCAGGAGAGCGUUUUUUCGGCGUCGCCUGGGAGCGUGUGCAAGAGCACGGCUGGUUUUAGGUCGGGCAUGUCCCUCUACAGGAGGAAAAUCCAAAAAUAG